Verticillium alfalfae VaMs.102 is the source of this 1782-nucleotide messenger RNA. RefSeq lists its product as hypothetical. Gene Ontology annotation, cellular component: nucleus. The coding region runs from base 1 to 1782 and encodes 593 amino acids. Gene Ontology annotation, molecular function: DNA-binding transcription factor activity, RNA polymerase II-specific; DNA binding; zinc ion binding. The transcript is spliced from 3 exons. The record is from RefSeq and is a predicted model, not a curated record. Lineage: Eukaryota; Fungi; Ascomycota; Sordariomycetes; Glomerellales; Plectosphaerellaceae. Gene Ontology annotation, biological process: DNA-templated transcription.
AUGAUACCCGGACAGACAGUGUCUGCUCAAGCAGGCCAGCGUCGCCGGUUCACCAUUCAAAGCGACUUCGGUAGUGCCAGACAAUCGAGGAGCCGAAAGAGUCGGCCAUGCGAUGCGUGCCGGAAGCGCAAGACGGCCUGCGUCAUCAGGUCGGCGCCACCAUGUGUUUUCUGCAAGACGAGGGGUCUGGAUUGUCAGUCUUCCGGCCCCGCUGCGAGGACCAAUACACCACCACCAGUCUCGCCUGGGGCCACCUCCGAGCUGCCUGAACGCGUCCCAACCCUGUCUCCCGAGGUUGUCGUGUAUUACAACCCCCAGCUACCGGCUCACACUCAUGCAAGUCCUUCGGUCGACGCGUCAGCCGGGGCCGUCCGACUCGAUGCAGUCGGCAUCUCGCCGGGCGGAUUACCGAUCUCUCACCCCUCCUCGUGCGGCCAUCGCCGUCUCCGCUAUCGAACAUUGAAGACAAUCCCGCCAGACGUCCACAGUAUGGGUCUAGCUGCCGAGCAGGACGCGAACCUCCUCAGUUCAUUCCGCUCCGUCAUCAUGAACGGCCUCGAGAUCGACGCCGAGUUCGUCCAGGUGUGUCCUGGUUCGCAAGAGACGGGCAAGCCUCCGGUGCACUUUUAUCUCGUCGUCAACGAAUUCUUCCCUCACGACGACAAGGUCAAGGAGGAGUGCUCCGACGCCAUUGAGGAGCUUGUGGCACCGCACAGCGACGGCCUCGUUCGGGCGUACUUCAAGCACGUGCAUCCAGUCCUACCAGUCGUCUCCAAGGGCCGGUUUCUGAGGCGCGUGGAGCACCCUCGAACGUGGACCAAAACGGCCGAGACCGUGGCCUGCGCGCAGAUGAUUGGGCUUCAUCAGGAUGCUGAUUUGUGGAAUAUCCCGGUAUGGGAGAAGAAGCUCAGAAAGAAAAUGUGGUGGGCAACUUUUGCCGCCGACGUAUGGUCGUCUCUGGGUCACGGCAACCCACCGCACAUCUAUCCUGGCUCGUACAGCACGUCGCAAUUGACAAUGGACGACAUGUCUUUUGACGAGGAUGUUCCUGCCGACCUCCAACAAUUUACUGAUACGACCAGUAGUAGUAGCAAGCAGCGAUUCACGGCUGUGCGUUUUCUGGAACAUGUCAAACUGGCACAGAUUCUGCGCGAGGCUCUCGGUAUAAGUUUCCAAGUUCCUCGGAAUACGACCACGGACGAGAGCUUCAUGAGUCGACGGCGAACAUUAAUAGACAUGAAGGCCGAUUUGUCGCACUGGCAGGACAUGCUGCCUCGAUGCCUGCUCAUGCCCACGCACCCGUCAGACCUGACAUGCCACAACGCGGCGAUCCACCUCGGCGACUACGCCACGCAAGCCCUCCUCUUUCGUGGCCUCAUGGCACCGGCCACGAGGGCGGCAAGGUCAGAACCCGCGUCCAACCUGCGGAAAUGGUUUCCCGUAGCUCUGGGCGAGUUCGCAGGCUUUCCAGCGUACAUGGCACGCAUCAACCUGCAGGAUUUGAACGGGUUCUGGGGUCGCCACGCCCGCUCGCAGCUCAUCCUCUGCGGCAACUUUCUCAUCUACCUCUUUCUUCUGGCAGCUGACAAGGAAGACGUCAGGGCGGCGUAUAGUCUCAUUGACAGCUUCCAUGGGUCGCUGUCGCGGCUGGAGAGCUUGGCAGGCCCGGCAGCAAUGCUGCUCAUCGGGCCUGUGGCUCUGCGGAUGAAUUCCUUCUUCGCACAGGCACCGGAUCUGAUGAGAGGCUUGUCGCAGGUGGAAGGGCUGACGCCUGGUGGCUAG